Messenger RNA from Loxodonta africana (African savanna elephant), 1233 nucleotides. RefSeq names its product divergent protein kinase domain 1C (gene DIPK1C). The transcript is spliced from 4 exons. The coding region runs from base 1 to 1233 and encodes 410 amino acids. The record is from RefSeq and is a predicted model, not a curated record. Lineage: Eukaryota; Metazoa; Chordata; Mammalia; Proboscidea; Elephantidae.
AUGGCGCGGGCUGCGGGCGCGCGGAGCCGGGCUCGCUGGGGACGCCGCGCGCUGUUGGUCGCCGCAGCCUGGACCGCGGGCUGGGUGCUGGCGGCCGCGUUGUUGCUCCGCGCGCGCCCGCCCGGCCUCCCCGAGCGUUGCAGCGACCAGAAGAGCCGGCACAUCCUGGCCGCGCUGUGCCGGGAAUACCAGGGCGGUGCGCUCACGGGGGACCUGUGCGAAGACCUGUGUGUGACCCGCGAGCUGGUGUACCAGCGCUGCCUGUACUACGAGCGGGGCAAGAAGGUCCUGCAGGCAGACUGGCGGGGCCGGCCCGUCAUCCUUAAGUCCAAGAAGGAGGCCUUCUCCAGCUUCCAGCCUCUGGGCCUGCUGGAGGACGUAGCCGCUGAGGAGGGCCAGGGCUUCCCCGAGGCUGAGCUCCUGUUCAUGGUGGCCGGCGAGGUCAAGAGUGCCCUGGGCCUGGAGCUGGCUAACAGCAGCCUGGGGCCGCUGUGGCGGGGUCGGCGGGGUCCUGGCUGGCACGGACAGGUGGCCAGCCUGUGGGCGUUGGUGCAGCAGGAGGAGUUUCUCUACCUGAGCCUGUUGCACGGUCUGAGCCGCCACGUGCUGCCCAUCCUGGGCUCCUGCGGCCACUUCUAUGCUGUGGAGCUGCUGGCCGCAGGCAGUCCGCACCUGCACGCGCUCUUCCCGCUGGGCGAGGCUGUGGAGGCCCGCGGGCGCCAGGCCUGGGCCGUGGGCAGCAUCGCGCUCAGCUUCCUGGACAUGGUGCAGCACUUUGACCACGACUUCUCCCACCGCCUGCACCUCUGCGAUGUCAAGCCUGAGAACUUCGCCAUCCGGAGUGACUUCACGGUAGUGGCGAUUGAUGUGGACAUGGCCUUUUUUGAACCUAAAAUGAGGGAAAUUCUUGAGCAGAAUUGCACAGGAGACGAAGAUUGCAAUUUCUUUGACUGUUUUUCAAAGUGUGAUUUGCAAGCCAACAAGUGCGGAGCCCAGCGAGUCAACAGCAACCUGCAGGUCAUCUGCGACAAGAUCUUUCGCCAUUGGUUUUCCUCACCUCUCAAGGGCUCUGGGGUCUCCUUCCAGCUGCAGCAGCAGUUACAGGAGGCAGUGCAGGAGUGUGCAGACCCCAGAGGCGCUGCGGUCCCCCAGAGCCCUGCCCCUGGCAUCUUCUGGAAGCUCCGGAGCCUGCUGCAGGCCUCACGGCAGGACCUGGAGGCAGCCAAGCCAUAG